AGUGUGAACAUUCUUUUACUUUUUCUUUUCUUUUUACAAACUUAGUUCUAAAAAAGGAUCUUUGUCGUCUUCAUCGUCCAUGCGCUUGUUCGCGUUUUCCAUACAUUGUUCAUAAAAUGCAUCACUUUGGACUUUGGAUCUAAAUUUACACGUUGUUGUAAAUAAUAAAAUAACACAAGCCACUAUGACAGAAGUAAAUAUGUACAACAACAAAACAAAAAUCGAUAAAAGAAAAGAGUGACAAGAAGUAAGAAAAUAGAAAAAUAAAAAACAAUUGUUAAUUGUUAUUUUUACCCCAUAUUUUAGUGCGACUAUGGUUGAAUUUCGUCUCAUUUCCAGCGCGAAAUUAAAUUUUCGAAACUACAUAAUUUAUUUCCUCUUAAUAUUAGUGCGACCCUCCAAAAAUAAUUAUCUUUUCGGUCGUAUGAAAUUAGCAAAAUGACGUAACACAUUGAUAGAUAAUUAGAUGCCAUCAGUCUGUAAAGUGGACCGAACAAAAUGACGGACAUAGAAAACCGACAUUUCGGAUUGUCUGCUGCGCAGACAUUCUUUUUAAUUACUUCUUCGUAGAUGGCUUGUUACGUACGAAGAAGUACAUAGAAUACUUUCACAUUGUUAAGUAAAUAACCAAGAAAAGAAAUCGCAGUUUUUUUUGUUUGUGUUUUAAAGUACACAUCAUUUUUUGAACAAAAAAAACUACAGGCUUUGACCUAAAAAAAUAAACAUAAAUCCAGUAACGCAAGGAACAUAUUUUGUAUGUUUUCAACAGCACGAUAAUUAUUUGGUAUACUAAAAUAGAUAAAAAAUAUUAAAAGAAAAUAUGUCAGAUUGGUGGAACACAAGCAUUGAAAAUCUAAGUUAAAAGAUCUCGUAAUGUUUGCUAAUGGACUAUGCAGGAAAAAUAUUUAGCUUUUAAUAUUUCUUGUGGAAUUUCAGAUUAAAAGUUUUUAUAUAAAGACAAACUUUGACUUAAGGCACUUGCUGUUAAAGCAAGAAGUUUUACAGGUUUACUCAUUAAAAUAUUUUGUUGCUAGAUGGUUCAUAUCUUAUAUUUAAAUUUUAUAGAGUUUUAGUGUGGCACUUGUAAGUGUAUCUGAGGCGCAUGUGAGAUUAUGCGAGACCGUUGAGAGUGUAUGUUACACUCUUAUGAGUUUUGCAAGGCGCUUCUAAGUUUAUGUCAGACGCUUAUGAGUUCAUGUGUGGCGUUUGUAGUUUAUGUGAGAUGCUUAGGAGUUCAUGCAAGGCCUUUAGGAGUUUAUGUGACGUUCAUAAGAAAUUAUGAAACGCGUUUAUGAGGUUUUGUGAGACAGUGAUGAGUUUAUGUGAAGCAUCAGGUUGAAAUAUUUGACGGUGUAAUCGCAUAGUUUAGCUUAUCGUAUUUUAUUUCAUUACCCAAAGGGGAGCUCAAUAAUAAUGAUCUAAAAAGUAGUUAGAAUAAUGUAGAGCAUGUUAAAUGGUGUAGGUAUUAAUUUUUAGAACUCCGACUUUAAGUAAGACAAAUUGUCUGACUUUAGGCAUGUUGAAAAAUUGUAUGGAAUCUAUAGAUAAUUAUUCCUUGUCUCAACUAUAGAAGAGUUUUAAGUUGCUUAUUCAUAUGAUACUGUUUGGAAUGGUGUUAUGAACUAAGCUAAAAUUUUGUAAAGCCAACUGAACGUGGUGUCAUGUUAAAUAGUCUGUAAAGUUAUAAACUUUAUAAAUAGAAAUAUAUAACAGUUAGCGCUUUCCCGAUUUUUCCACGUAAAAUGAUACUUUUAAUUCUUUUAAUUACAGCUGUAUGAUUAAUUGCUUUUAUUAAUAGCUGUUUUGAUAAUGCAUCCAGCAAAGCAAAAGUGAGUUUUGUGUGACAAAAUGAUAAAAACUCUAAACAGAAUAUUGUAUUGUUUGUUUACGUAUUUUUAUUGUUGUUGGCUAUGAUUAAUUUUUUAUUAAUUUUUUAUUAAAAGUUUUAUAUUUAUCACAAGACAGCCAACGAAAUGAGGUGUUUGUUACUCUUUUUUGUGCUUCUACUCAAUGCAUGGCAUGUAACAGGAGUGUGCCUGAGACAACUCAAUACAAGAUACAUCAACCACUUCGAUGCUUUUAAAUUAAACGAAAAAGAAUGCCGGAAUAAAUGUGACAUCAGUCCUCUGUGCUUCGCAGCAACAUGGACAGCAGGACAAGCAGCACAUGAUUAUUACAACUGUUUCUUGCAUCAAAGCAAUUCUAAAUCGCAAGAUUUUGUAGGAUUUAUUGGAUACAUCUGUAAGGCUCGUUGUCAGAAAGAUGGACAGAAAUUUACCAGCCAGAUAUAUCAAAUGACACGGACCUGCAAAGAAAAAUGCACGUGUACGCUUAAUGGAGAUGUGUUAUGUGAAAAAUGUAUACUGUCCAACAUCAAUCGCGAAUUGUAUCGCUCCUGAGGUUAAAAUCUUAUAUAACGCACCAAUAAGCUCUAUAUGCAGUUGCCCAAAACAAGUUUGUGUUAUACCAGGAAAUGUUUCCAUUGAAGCUGUCAAGAAACAGAGUGUUGUUUUAACUUGUUCAAUUUUAAGAAUGCCUUGGACAUUCAAUGGUAAAAAUAUUAAGCAUAGCGAUAAGUAUAUCAUCAAUGAAACCAGCUUAACGAUAAGCAACGUAGCUUCAUCGGAUGAUGGCACAUAUUCUUGUUAUGAUGGCAAAUUGUACAUUUUAAAAGCUAUUACAGAUAAUUCAUUGUCUCUUGAUAAAAAAGGAAAAGGAACAGAAAGCAAAAACAAUUUUAAAAUCGUUUACAUAGUGGUGCCAACAUUGGUCAGCAUUUUGAUUGCAAUAUCAGUUAUAUUGUGCUUUGUCAAGUACAGACAUAGUCAAAAGAAAGAGAGGAAGGGAGCUUGGAAUAAUAGCAAUGCACUACUCAAAACAAAGGAAGCUGCCUACAGCGAGCUGACAGGUGAAGGCAAAAGGGGUGAAUAUCUAAAGCUAAAUGCCAAUACUUUAACACGACCGGAAGAUACAUCUCAAUUACAGGGAUUGUGCGCUUACGAGGUAUCCCCAUACUUAGUACAAGAUCAGGCCCAAUCGGAAGCGUCGUUUACUAAGAAAAGACAAAAACAAAAUAAUUCCUCUAUUCAGUUUAACGCAAAGCAGUCAGAGGAUUACAUAACAGAGCAAUAUCUUGAUAUGCCUCCUUACGUUGGUGCAGAUGAGAGUAUAAGCAAGGAUAAAUUUAAAGGAUAUGAAGUAUCUCCUGAUCUGGUAUAAGAAAACAAAAAUUCUUAAUAAUGCGUAUUAUGUCUAAAUAAUGGAGUGUCAAAAACCUGUUUAAAUCUCUAGAAAAUUUAUUGGAGUAAUAAAAAUAAAUAUUCGACAAAUUCACAGAAAGUUAACAUUCAAUGCAAUACCAUAGAUUUCACGAUUUGUGUGUAUGGGCUGACUUCACUGCUUCUUCGGAGUAUUAUGCGAAAAUAAAAAUAACGGAACACAGCAAAGAAAAAAACUUUUAAUAAUAAUUUUAUAUAGGAUAAAAAAAUACGUCUUGAUGCAAGUUUGCAUCAGUGUAUUGGAUUGAAUUGUAAUGUGGUUGAGCCUAGGAACCAAAAAUAUCGGCGAGACAAAAUUGCUGCUAAAAAGGCCGCCCAAAAUAUGUCUACCGUAAUUCUGAAUUUCGCCAAACUUUCUUCUGGCGAAAAUUUCUUAUUUCUUUAUUUUUUUUGUAUUUUCCUAAUAUCAAUGUCGAAAUUUUUUAUCCUUGAAAUUUUAUUGAUCACCUCUGAUUCUUCCAUGCAUUGCUGGAAUCUAUAUAUUUCAUGG
Messenger RNA from Hydractinia symbiolongicarpus, 3768 nucleotides. RefSeq lists its product as uncharacterized. The coding region runs from base 2335 to 3219 and encodes 294 amino acids. NCBI's taxonomy places the organism in Eukaryota, Metazoa, Cnidaria, Hydrozoa, Anthoathecata, Hydractiniidae. The transcript is spliced from 5 exons. The record is from RefSeq and is a predicted model, not a curated record.